GUUAAACAAGUCAAGACGGACUUGUUUCGCUAUUCGCUAAUCUAGAGCCUUUUCCUAUUAAUUUUUUAAAAAAGAAAGAGAAAUAUAUUUUAUUCGGUAUUAUGGACGUUUUUAAUAAAUUUUAUUCUUCAGUAAGUACAACAGUUUCUCAAUUAUCAAGUGUUUUGCCAGGUAUACAUUUGAGUGGUCAUGAAAUACAAGAACAGGUCGGAACUGCUGGAAUUGGCUCUUUCUGGAAGAUACACAAUGGUAUCAAAAAGACAACAAAAGAAAAUGUUUCGAUAUUUGUUUUUGAAAAAAAGACUCUAGAAAGAUUUAAUAAGGAGGAACGAGAACAUCUGUUAGGCAUUUUACGAAAGAGCAUUCAACAAUUAACAAAAAUAAGACAUCCUCAAAUUUUAGAGGUUCGUCAUCCAUUAGAAGAAAACAGGGAUUGUCUAGCAUUUGCUACCGAACCUAUAUUUAAGUGCUUAAGCGACAGUAUAUCCUCUACUAACGUGGAAGAUAAGUUGUCAGAUCUCGAAAUAAAAUACGGCCUUUUACAACUUAUAGAAGGUUUGAAUUUUUUACAUUCCGAAAUGAAAAUUGUACACUGCAAUUUAACUCCAAAUAAUGUGAUUAUAAACCAAAAUGGAAAAUGGAAGUUGUUCGGUUUUGACUUUUUUAUAACUGGACAAAUGAAGGAUGGAAGUUAUGAAUGGAUUUAUGAAGGUUUUAACGCUAACUUAAAUAUUGUACUUCAGCCACCUUUAGAGCAUUUGGCACCGGAAACUGGGUUAAACUAUUCCAUAACAACAGAUAGUGACUUAUACUCAUUCGGGGUCCUAAUAUAUUGUAUAUAUAACAAAGGGAAACCAAUGAAAAAUUUUUUUGGAAAGUAUGAUAGUUUCAAAAACUUUUGUAAAGAAAUCAACCUAGGUAGAUUUCCAAGUUUUGAUUGCAUUCCUUUAGAGCUUAGGGAUUCAUUAAAAUCUCUAAUGCAUUCAAGUCCUCUUCAUAGAACAAAAUUACACGAAUUUAGAAAUGUAUCGUUUUUCAAUGAUAUGGAAGUGAAAAGUUUAACCCAUCUAGAUUCUCUCUAUCGACUUGAUAAUUUAGAAAAAUCUAAAUUUUUAAAAGGUGUGGGUGAUGUUAUCCGAGCAUUUCCGUUACGAGUAAAUUUACAGAUAAUUCUUCCAAAUUUAGUCAAAGAGUACAUCAAUCCUCAAAUGAUACCAUUUGUGUUGCAAAAUGUUUUUAUAAUAGCAAAACAAUGUGAAUCAGAGCAAUAUAGGAAACAUAUUUUUCCACACCUCAUUCCAGUAAUGAAAAUACAUGAACCAAUUCAAAUUUUUUAUGUCAUACUGCAGAAUAUGGAUUUGAUUCUAAGUGCAUCAUCCAAAGAAAAUAUUAAAUAUCAUGUUUUACCAAUGCUUUACAAAGCUUUGGACAGUAAUAAUUCCAAUCUUCAGGAGAUGUGUAUGAAAGUUUUGCCCGAAAUUUCGUCUUUAAUAGAUUCUUCAGCUAUGAAAAAUAUAUUGUUGCCAAAAAUUCAAUCUCUUUGUCUGAAUAGUGGAAGUUUAUCAGUUAAGGUAAAUGGUUUAAUUUGCAUAGGUCAUCUUCUGGAUAAUUUAGAUAAAUGGUUAGUAUCAGACAUAAUUCUGCCAUUUUUGGUAAAAAUUCCUAAUCGCGAGCCAGCUAUUAUAAUGGCUGUAAUAGGUAUUUUCAAACUAAUCAUGGCUAAUAAAAAAUUGGGAUUAUCUAAGUCAGAAAUUGCCACUAAAGUAAUCCCCUAUUUAAUGCCAUUGAGUAUAGAAAAUAGUUUAACAAUGAAUGAGUUCAAUUCUAUAAUAAAUUUAGUGAAAGAUUUGGUUAAUCGCGUUGAGACAGAGCACCGAAGUAAAAUUGAACAAUCUGUGAAUAAUUCAACAUUACCAACUACUAUUCCUGACCCCGUCCAUGAGUUAGACCUUAGCAAUUCCAGUAAUAACUUCUCUAUUGACAAGGUUCCUGAACGGCAGGAGAUAAAAAUUCAAAAUAUUGAAAGUAAUUUAAAUUCUGAAAUCGAAAAACACUUUCAGAUUUCUUCGAAGCUCGCAAUUAAUAAUGUCAAUCCAACAAUUCAACCAAGUCCUAACUAUUCCACUAUAAGCAAGGAGUCUUUUUCUAAUUCACAAAUAAUACAUAAUCCAUUUAACCAGACGUCUUCGCAUGGCAAUAAUAACAAGCCGCUUACAAUAGAAAGUAAUAUGAACAACGUCAAAAUUGCACCAACGAAUAACAGCAAAGGAAGUUGUUUUCAAGAUCUUGAUCCAUUUGCAUCAACCACGCAUAAAGUCCCAAUGAAUCAAAUUCCAAUUAGCAAUUCGAGUUUCAAUAACUUUGAAAUUUUAAGACCAAAUUCAAAUAAUUUAAAUUUUCAAAAUAAUAACUCUAGCUCCAACAUAAAUCAACUAAGUCAGCAAGAUAUACUUGACUUUUUAAAAUAAAUUAAAUUGUUAAUAAUAUAAAAUAUAAAAAAAAAAUUAGUGUCUAACAGUAUUUAUAAACUAAAAACCUAUAAUAAUUUAACAAAAAUCUACAAUUAAAUAUAAAUAAUAUUUAGUGAAUAAGACCAUGUGUGCGUAAAUAUU
This is a messenger RNA of Condylostylus longicornis, 2612 nucleotides long. RefSeq names its product SCY1-like protein 2. The transcript has 10 exons. NCBI's taxonomy places the organism in Eukaryota, Metazoa, Arthropoda, Insecta, Diptera, Dolichopodidae. Gene Ontology annotation, biological process: protein phosphorylation. Gene Ontology annotation, molecular function: protein kinase activity; ATP binding. Bases 102 to 2468 code for a protein of 788 amino acids. The record is from RefSeq and is a predicted model, not a curated record.